Parasteatoda tepidariorum (common house spider) is the source of this 648-nucleotide messenger RNA. It is a transcript of the gene Polr1H, whose product is annotated as RNA polymerase I subunit RpI12. Gene Ontology annotation, molecular function: nucleic acid binding; zinc ion binding. Gene Ontology annotation, cellular component: RNA polymerase I complex. The record is from RefSeq and is a predicted model, not a curated record. Gene Ontology annotation, biological process: DNA-templated transcription; termination of RNA polymerase I transcription. NCBI's taxonomy places the organism in Eukaryota, Metazoa, Arthropoda, Arachnida, Araneae, Theridiidae.
CUGUGGUCUUUGGUUGAACAAAAAUAAGCAGCGGAUAUUAUUAAAACAAAAUUCUAUUGUUUAAAAUCAAGUAUUUUGUCAAACAGUUGGUAAUUCUCAUAUUAAGCACGUCUCAUUUAAUUCUCAUCUUUAAAAAGCACGAUUAGGCAAGGUUAUUUGGAACAUUAUUAAAUAUCCAUGGCUAGUUUAAAAAACAAAUCAACUUUUGUUGGUGAUGCAGAGUUUUGUUUUGAAUGUGGAACCAUUCUUCCACUACCCGGAAGAGAACCUUUCAUUGUUUGUGUUGGAUGUGGUUUUAAAAAUGACAUAAAUAUUUUCAAUGGCAUUACCGUUGAAUAUGAAACAAAAUAUAAUAGUAAAAAUAGCUUCAAAAGGAGAAAAGAAAAUGAAAAGAAUGCCGAUUCAGCUACAGGCCCCAUGGUUCAGGAUAGAGUAUGUUCUAAAUGUGGCAAUCAGGGUAUGAGUUAUGCCACACUCCAGACUCGUUCUGCAGAUGAAGGGCAGACAGUAUUCUAUUCUUGUCCUAACUGUCAGCAUCAAGAAUUGGAAAAUUCAUGAUAUGUUUUUCAUGAUGAAAAAUUUCAAGUUAUUUUACAAAAUGUACAGUUUCUUUAUUGUCUGAUACAAUAAAUUAAGAUUUGUAGUGAA